AUGGAACAAGACAAAUCAUUUACAACAGAAUUCCUCGACGUCUACCGGCGUCAUCCGGCCCUGUGGAAUACUAAAAGUGAUUUGUCUAAAAACAAACACCUAAGGAAACUAGGUAUUGAGGAUUUGGUAAAGAUGUGCCAAGGUAAAUGCAAUGGGGCUGAUGAAGCAUUUGUAAAGCGCAAAAUAAAUAAUUUACGCACUGCGUAUAGAAGAGAACUUAACAAAGUUCGGCUAUCUAAAAGUACAGGUUCAUCUACUGAUGAUAUUUAUGUACCAUCGUUAUGGUACUUUGACUUAAUGUCUUUUACUGCGGAAGAUGAGGUUGGCAGAACGGGUAUAUCCAGUUUAGAUGAUGCUAUGGAAUUUAAUUUGGCACAGAUGGAUUUGAUAGAAAUAUCAUCACCGGAUGAUGAUGAAUAG
Acyrthosiphon pisum (pea aphid) is the source of this 420-nucleotide messenger RNA. RefSeq lists its product as uncharacterized. Lineage: Eukaryota; Metazoa; Arthropoda; Insecta; Hemiptera; Aphididae. The transcript is spliced from 2 exons. Bases 1 to 420 code for a protein of 139 amino acids. The record is from RefSeq and is a predicted model, not a curated record.